Messenger RNA from Hemicordylus capensis (graceful crag lizard), 2325 nucleotides. Its product is annotated as sodium-dependent neutral amino acid transporter B(0)AT3-like. Gene Ontology annotation, biological process: sodium ion transmembrane transport. The record is from RefSeq and is a predicted model, not a curated record. Lineage: Eukaryota; Metazoa; Chordata; Lepidosauria; Squamata; Cordylidae. The transcript is spliced from 13 exons. The coding region runs from base 335 to 2179 and encodes 614 amino acids. Gene Ontology annotation, cellular component: plasma membrane.
GUUAUAAAACUACAAUAUUAGUUGUUUUGCAGCACUGUAAUUGUAACAGUAUUAUUUUAAAACACUUGCAGUGAACUUUUGACUGAGGCUCGUCUGGGUGGUGAGGAUUAUUUGGAGCACAGAAUGCUGAAGUAACAGGCAAAGAAAAUACUUGGAGGAUGGAAUGUUGGGGGAAAUUACCGUUGGGAUUUGAAGGCAGUUGUUUUGUGAUUUGAGUCUUGGGAACUGGGAUGAGGGUAGAGGGUGGGUUAGUUCCUUCGAUCAGGUAGUGCUAGGAACCUGUCAGAAAUUCUAUUCAUAAAAUCAUAAUCAAAUAAAGAAGUGGUGAAGCAAAAUGGAGGCUGUGGAAUCUGAAGAAUCAUAUCCAGCUCAUAUUUCAGAAGAUGAUAGAAGGCCAAAGUGGAAUAGUAAAGUACAGUAUCUUUUAUCCUGUAUUGGAUUUACUGUAGGCUUUGGGAAUAUAUGGCGCUUUCCAUACUUGUGCCAAACCUAUGGAGGAGGUGCAUUCUUGAUCCCGUACAUCUUAGCACUUGUGCUGCAAGGAAUCCCUAUUUUUCAUAUUGAACUGGCCAUUGGACAACGCUUGAGAAAAGGCAGCAUUGGAGUAUGGAAUGUAAUCUCACCUUACCUGGGAGGAGUUGGUUAUUGUUCACUGUUAACAUCAUUCUUAGUGAGUCUCUAUUACAAUAUGCUUUUGGCUUUGGUGAUAUGGUAUCUUGCGAAUUCUUUCAGGGUACCAUUACCAUGGAGUGUUUGUCCACUAAAUGACAGCAGAACAGGACCUGUUGAAGAAUGUAAUAAAAGCACAGCAAGCAAUUAUUUUUGGUACAGAACAACCUUAAACAUAUCUACAGAUAUCACCGAGAGUGGCUCACUACAGGGAUUUCUGGUUUUGUGCUUGGCUGUUUCCUGGACUCUUGUGUAUGUCUGUGUCAUCCGAGGAAUUGAAACAACUGGAAAGGUAGUCUAUGUUACAGCCACAUUUCCAUAUGUUGUUCUAACUAUAUUUUUUAUUUACGGACUGUCUCUCAAAGGAGCCGUUCAAGGGCUAUCCUACCUCAUCACUCCUGAAUUAAAUCGCCUCAAAAAUCCACGGGUGUGGCUUGAUGCAGCCACCCAGAUUUUCUUCUCUCUCUCUUUAGGAAUUGGGGGACACAUUGCAUACGCAAGCUACAACCCACUAAAAAAUGACUGUGAAUUGGAUAGUAUCAUAAUAACAGUUGUGAACAGUGCAACUUCUCUAUAUGCCACAAUCCCAGUGUUUUGUAUUGUGGGGUUUAAGGCAACAAUUAACUACGAGAACUGCUUGAAGAGGAAUAUAGACGCUGUCGUCAAUGCAUUUAAAUUGCAGCAGCUAAGCAUCACAAAAGACAACUAUACUAUUUCGGUAGAGGCCCUAAAAGCAACAUCUCCAGAUAAGCUUGCCAACCUCAGGUUGAAAACGUGUGUCCUUAAAGAAUUCCUUGAUCAGAGUGUUUCUGGACAUGGCUUGGCCUUUAUUAUGUUCACAGAAGUCGUCACUCACAUGCCUGGAUCACAACUUUGGGCCAUUCUGUUUUUUGUCAUGCUAUUGACUCUGGGUCUGUCUUCUAUGUUUGGACUUAUUGAAGCUAUUUUGACUCCUAUAUUAGAUUUUAAAGUUGUGAGUAAUUCUGUACGCAAAGAGAUUAUAUCUGGUGUGAUAUGUCUGUGCUGCUUUUUUUUGGCUCUGAUCUUUGCCUUGAGAUCAGGAAACUACUGGUUCGAGGUGUUUGAUACCUACGCAGCAGCCUUGCCUUUGUUACUCACUACGUUUUUUGAAGUGAUUGGUGUUGUAUAUGUUUAUGGAAUUAAAAGGUUCAGUGCUGAUGUGGAAAUGAUGACAGGAAACCAACCAAAUAUCUACUGGCAGAUGACAUGGAGAUUUAUCAGCCCGCUGAUAAUGCUCACGAUCUUUGUGGCCUUCAUAAUGGUACAGGGUCCACCAAGCUAUAAUGCAUGGAACCCUAACUACGAAGAUUUUCCCAAAAAAGAGAAGAAAGAUUAUCCCACCUGGGUAUAUGCUAUCUGUGUCACACUGGCAUCCACAGCGUGCUUGUUCAUCCCCACUGUAGCCCUUUUCCAGCUGGUGAGAGGCAUACUGAAGAAGAAGCAAGCAGAAGCGCAACUUACUAGUAUGAAGUCCUCUUCACAAACCUAACUUCCUUUUGUGUACAGAAUCCAAUCAUUUCAUUAUUUUAAGUUACAUCCUCAUGCCCGCCAUUUUCACAUGCCUUCCUCAAAAUAGACAUUGGAAUGUAACUGAUGAUAGUUAAGAUGUAACAAUAAAUAAGCAUUUAUAUGGCA